AUGUUUGCAAAGAUGGGAAGCAACGCGACCGGACGGUGGAGGAACAUGCAUGCUCUCAUGAAAGCACACGCCGUCGUCGUGACAGCCGUCGCGGCUGACGUCAGAAUGCCGGCUUCUUCGUCGUCGAUGAGUAAUGUCAAUAUGCAUUUGCAAUCAAAAUCAGACAACGAGUUUGUGGCCUUGUUGAAAAUCGUGGGAAGUCCUCUUAUUCCUUUUCAUGUCCCUCUCGAGUUUUGUCUCUCCCGACCCAUCAAUGACACUUCCAUCGAGGCGUCCACGGCUAAGUACAUAGUGCAGCAGUACGUGGCAGCCUGCGGUGGUCCAGCAGCUUUGAACGCGGUGAAGAGCAUGUACGCGGUGGGGCAGGUGAGGAUGCAAGGCUCUGAGAUGGUUGCUGGGGAAGAUGAAGGGACGGGUACACCGGUGCGACUAGGAAAAGGCAGUUUUGAGGUCGGAGGUUUUGUUUUAUGGCAGAAGAACCCAAACCUUUGGUUCUUGGAGCUGGUGGUUUCCGGUUUCAAGAUUAGCGCCGGUAGUGACGGUAAAGUCGCUUGGAACCAAUCAUCCACACAACCUUCUCAGGCUCACCGUGGCCCUCCUCGCCCGCUUCGUCGCUUUUUUCAGGGACUAGACCCGAGGUGCACGGCGAGUCUGUUCUUAGACGCCGUUUGCAUCGGCGAACAAACCGUUAACGGCGAAGACUGUUUCGUCCUAAAGGUAGAGACACCUUCAGAUAUUCUCAAGGCACAAUGUUCACCAAACACGGAGGUGAUUCACCACACAGUGUGGGGUUUCUUCAGCCAAAGGACAGGAUUACUCGUUAAAUUCGGUGACACAAAGUUAGUCAAAGUCAAAUCCGUUAGAGGCAAAAACGACGGCGUUUUUUGGGAGACAAGCAUGGAGUCAAUCAUUGAUGAUUACAUAUUCGUUGACUCGGUUAACAUAGCACACGGUGGUCAAACCGUGACUACGCUAUACCGUUACGGCGGAGCGGUUAACCACCGUAGAAGAAUCGAAGAGAAAUGGAGGAUUGAGGAGGUUGAUUUUAAUAUUUGUGGUCUGUGUUUGGAGAGUUUCUUGCCACCGUCGGAUAUCAACAAUGAUCAUUAG
Arabis nemorensis is the source of this 1110-nucleotide messenger RNA. The record is from the annotation of a GenBank genome assembly. Lineage: Eukaryota; Viridiplantae; Streptophyta; Magnoliopsida; Brassicales; Brassicaceae.